CACUCCCUAGGGUUUUAAGAAUUUCCUUUUUUCUCUAUCUACACAAUCCCUAGCUCGCCAAUACGUUCCCAUGGAUUCCAAUAACUAGGACUUCCUUGAUUUUUCGGAAUCUCCGACAAAGCUUCGGGCUUUAUAUACGCAUCCGUGUCCUGAAAACGAAGAAAUAACAGCGAAAGAGAUGGCCACCAUGAACCCUUUUGACCUUUUGGGUGACGAUGACAACGACGACGUUUCACAGCUCAUCCAGAAGCUGCCUCCGCCUUCAGCUGCUCAGAAGAAGGCCGCCGCUCAGGCUCCGGCGGCUAAACCGGCCGCCGGCUCCAAGAUGCCCUCCAAACCACUCCCUCCAGCUCAGGCUGUGAGGGAGGCUAAGACUGACUUUCAGCGAGGAGAUGGAAGGGGUGGACGUGGAGGUGGCCGAGGACGUGGUGGUGGCCGUGGGCGUUCUUUUAAUCAGGAGUCUGCUGAGAAUGAGAAUCCCUAUGGUAAUAAUGGAUAUUCUGGAGGGUACAGGAAUUCAGGAGAUGGGGAAGGUGCAAGGGUUUCUGAAAGGCGAGGAGGAUAUGGUGGUGGCCCGCGUGGGAGUUUCCGAGGUGGUCGCCGUGGUGGCUUCAGCAAUGGUGAAGCUGCAGAUGAGGAACGUCCUCGCAGGGUGUACGAACGCCGCAGUGGAACAGGACGUGGGUCUGAAUUUAAACGUGAAGGUGCUGGUCGUGCGAAUUGGGGAACUCCAACUGAUGAGAUAGCUCCGGAGACUGAAGAGCCGGUUAAUGAAAUUGAGAAGUCUGUUGAUGUUGACAAACAAACCGGGCAUGAAGGUGCUGGAGAUGCCAGUAAGGAUUCUCCAACUAACGAGCCAGAAGAGAAGGAGCCCGAGGAUAAGGAGAUGACCCUUGAAGAGUAUGAGAAGGUGCUCGAGGAGAAGAGAAAGGCGUUGAUGGCACUAAAGCCCGAGGAGCGAAAGGUUCGCUUGGACAAAGAGUUUGCGUCUAUGCAGCUGAUAUCAAGCAAGAAAACUGAUGAGUCUGUCUUCGUUAAAUUGGGAUCUGAGAAGGAUAAAAAGAAAGAAGCGGGAGAAAAGGUCAAAAAGACCAAAACCAUUAAUGAGUUUCUGAAGCCUGCUGAAGGAGAAAGCUUCAACCGCGGUGGCCGUGGCAGGGGCCGUGGUCGUGGCCGUGGAUAUGGUGGAAGCAACACGAACUACGCUGAAGCUUCAGCCCCGUCGAUUGAAGAUGUCGGGCAGUUCCCUACCUUGGGUUCAAAGUAAGCGACCACGGCCUGCCAGUCGAGCUCUCGUCUCCAAUUUUGCCACUUAAUCCUCUUUUCGGGCUCGAAAAUGGCAGGAUGUCUGCAGGACUUGUCUGUUCCAGAAUUAUAAACCGUUUUUAUAGUUUUAAGAGUGUAUAUUUAGAUGCCUUCUGGGAGUUCACAUCCCCUCUCCCUUCUUGACUCUGAGAUUGCUUUGAUACCCCCUCUCCCCCUCUCUCCCUCUCUUUUAUAUUUAGGCAUUAAUUUCUGAUUUUACAACUUAAGAUUUUUAGUUUAUGGGAUCAGUUUUGAUUUGGCAAAAGUUUUGUUCUGUUUUAAUGUAAUGCUUUUGUUUCAAGAUUAUUCUUA
This is a messenger RNA of Ipomoea triloba (trilobed morning glory), 1617 nucleotides long. Its product is annotated as RGG repeats nuclear RNA binding protein A-like. Gene Ontology annotation, molecular function: RNA binding. The transcript has 7 exons. Gene Ontology annotation, cellular component: cytoplasm; nucleus. Bases 179 to 1267 code for a protein of 362 amino acids. The record is from RefSeq and is a predicted model, not a curated record. Lineage: Eukaryota; Viridiplantae; Streptophyta; Magnoliopsida; Solanales; Convolvulaceae.